AGCAGCCAUUCGGAGACAGCACGGCGUACUCUGGUGCUGGGGGUGUACGCAGUCCUCACUCUUCGUCGGUUCCUCAAAUUAUGCUGCAGUAACGUCCCUGACCAGCAUUACGACCUUGUGAAAUAUUACAGUUCAUUCCCCUCAGCGUCGUAGUUCACGGCCUACUUUUCCUCACUCACCAGUUAAACAGAAUCUAUUUGCCGUCACGGCUAUUAAGCAGUGCAGCGUUCUUUUCCCGCGAACCUGCUCUUGAGGAUCCCAUUCCAUUGCUUCCGACGUGAGACUCCCAGGGUAGUUCUUUCUACUCGUCUGCCUGCACCUUAGAGAUCUCUCAAGGGUUCGCACCUCGUGGUUCAGCCGCUAUGCCGUCAGAGCCGUCAGAUUCUAGCCAGCCGUCAGAUCGCAGCCGUUCACCUGAUCCCACUCAUUCUGGCGGGGUGGGUCCCCACCGCUGCAACGAUCGCCUGGAAGACGUCAUUCAGGGGCUGUUCGAGGGCAACUGGAGCACCAACUUGAAGAAGCCUCUCCAGCUGUUCUUUGAGUGCAUCCGCUCCAAACCAGGGUCCGAGCCAACAGAGCCGUACACAUUUCUCAAGGAACUCCCAAGCCACAACCGAACCCUAGCAGCCAGCAAUAGUGUGCCAUACACCCGCACCUACUCCCAUUGGUCUACCAGGGGUAUACCAGGUCUCUCAGAUCCACCAGGCAGCAAGGUUGACCAGGCUUGGAAGCUGAGGCAAGCUGUGUUGGUAUCACAGCGUGUAGGCCUGGAAGGCAAGGCUCACAGGGUGAGGCCUACGGGGUGAGGCAUACGGGGUGAGGCCUACGGGGUGAGGCCUACGGGGUGAGGCCUACGGGGUGAGGCCUACGGGGUGAGGCCUACGGGGUGAGGCCUACGGGGUGAGGCCUACGGGGUGAGGCCUACGGGGUGAGGCCUACGGGGUGAGGCCUACGGGGUGCACAUGCAGCUACAGUUCUGUCUCAGGGAAGUCCUUUUCUGCCGAGGGUCUGGUGUCAGGGCGUUGUUGAAUUUGAGAGCAAAUGGUGACAAAGCUGCUGGCAGUGGUACUUCCUCUGUCGCCACAUCUUUCUCGUCUGCACUCGGUGCCGCUGCUGCUUCCGUUUCUCGUUGCACGCUGACUCCAUCUUCUCGUGCCGGGUAUUCUUACCUCUGCAUGGGCCGUUGGUCCAGAAUGGCCUCGGCAGCGUCACCAUCAGUUGGCAAGUCGGCCCCGAUUCGAGUCAUAUCUCAAGCCCGUUCCUCCACGCUCUCCCUCCGCCCUGUCACUUGCGCCACAACAACCGCAUGCAACUCCUUAUCAAGAACCACCCUGCCCUAUCCAGGCUGGUAUAGCCACAGGGACUCGUUCUCUGCCAGAAUUGCGGGGUUUAGUCCUAUGCUUCCCGUUCUGGGCCGGCGGUUGACCCAGCAUGCACGCUCCCGUGUACUCUUGGAGAAUUCACUGCUGGGGGCGAAAGUCGUGCCACUGAAUCCGGAGCCAGCCAAGCAGGCCGUUACAAAGGGAAGGGGCGCUGUGGAAAGGGCACCAGGCCUUAGACCCAUCUCGGCUAUUAUACCAAUCGCUGCAGGUGCCCAAACUAACAUAGGUGCUCAGCCGUCCCUUGUGUGGGCUGCUCCUGUGCUUGCUUGCACCAUGCGGGGGAGACAGCUGGUGCUGACCCCUGCCAGGCGGAUGUCCACUGUGACCUGGGCUAGGGGUAAAGGUAGAGCGGCCAAAAAGGAAGAACAAGCUACAGCCGAAGUGACUGUUGAAAAGGUGACUGUAAGGGACUUGAGUACAGAAGUGACAGGUGAAGUGGCGACUGUAGGAGACCUCAGUAGAGAGAGCAACAGCAGUAGCGAGGUGGAGGCCAGCCGAGAAGUGGAGCUGAUUGGUUGGCAAGAGGAAGCGCUUGUGGCAGUGGAGCGCAGAGCAUGGGAGGAGCACCAAGCAGCUGUUGAGGAAGCGAUGCUGGACCUGGAGGACACCAAGGAGGGUUUUGAGUCUUCUGAAAAAUCACGUAUGGUUGAGGAAGCACUGAUGGAUCUGCAGGGCACUGAGGAGGGUGCAGGCAGCAAGGGGGAAGGGGAGUCUGUUGAAGCCAGGAAAGACCUUUCUCUCCCCCUUGCUGGUUCCAGCCUGCGUGGCGUGAUGGGCAGCGAAAGAGGCGCGGAUACCGAAGUGGAAGCAGGCCAGGAGCGCCAGCAGGAGCAGCAGCAGCAGGGGGAGCAGCAGGCCUGGCAAGCGCCGCAGCAGCAAGGGGAGGGGGGGGCAGCAGUGUUGGAUGUGAGUGAGCUCGUUGCAGCUGUGGCGUUUGAAGUGGCUUCAGGAUUCUCAAACGCUCAAGGCUCCACCAGUAGCUUUCACCAGUAUCUGGAGUCGGUGCGUGUGAGGAUGACACGUCAGCAGCUGAGUGCCCCGCUGGCAGUGCAGCAAGCAGUGGGAUGGGCAGGGGUGAACUACGACCUACUGAUGCCUCCCACGCGCACCCAACGCCUGGAGCGGCUCUCCCAAGCUCUUGGGUUCUCAGAUACCCAGCAUCUGCUGCUGCACCAUGCUGCUGCUGUGGAGGCGAUGGGUUGGGAGAGCGAGGAGAGCAUGGGGCAAGGAAGAGACGAGCUGACCUUUGAUUCGACUCAAAAUCACGUGCUGCUGCACCAUGCAGCCGUUGUGGAGGCUGUUGGAUGUGAAGGCGAGGAGAGCAUGGGGCACAGAAGAGACGAGGCACUGGAGGGUGCAAGCGAGGAGAGGUUGGGAUUGGAGAAGGAGGAGACGGUGGGAUGGGAGAACGAGGCGAGGGUGGGGAGGCUGGCAGAGGAUGGAGCACGUGCUGAUGCUGUUGCUGAUGGCAGCACCUCAUGGCAGCCCCCCUCACAGACUUCUCCCAGCCAAGCCAUAGCACCGCUAGCAGCAGGCCCAGCAGCAGCUGAAGCAGCACAAGCAGCACCGCCACAAGCAGCACCACAAGCAGUACCGCCACCACCUGUAGGAGUUGCAAGAACUGCAAAAGCAGCAGCAGCAGCGCCUGGAGGCACAUGGCACAGGCAAGCAGAGGCAGCAGAGGCAGCAGAGGCAGCAGAGGCAGCAGAGGCAGCAGAGGCAGCAGAGGCAGCAGAGGCGGCAGAGGCAGCAGAGGCAGUGCGGCAUAGAGGGGAGGUGUGGGGGGGAAACACGCAGUGGGAGACAGGGGUUGAGGUUUGGAAGGGUUCUAGGGGAGGAGAGGGGGUAGGAGCAGGUGACACACAUUCAACCGUCCAGCAACAGUUUGGCUCUACUCAGCAGCGGUUUGGCUCUGGUGCGGAGCAGCCGCAUUCCUCUCAGCGUUCCCACUCUGCCACCUCUUCCCAAACUGCUCUGUCUGCUCCUACUCUCGGCUCUCCUUCUGCUCCUUCUGCUCCUUCUGCUCCUUCUGCCCCACAUGCUUCUUUCGCUGCGAUGCGUUCGGAGAGGCAGCAACGUGCCAUGCGAGCAGCUGCCGCUCUUGCCCGCGCCGCCACACAAACCUCCGCCGCACCCGCCACCACCACCACCUCUACCUCCGCUGCUGCUGCUGCGUCCUCUCGCCUCUCAGUCCCUCCGUCCACACCUCCUCCCUCCACUGCCCCUCCUCCCUCUGCUGCUCCUCCCCCCUCCCCCUCUACCCCUCCCAGUCUUCCCGAGUCCGACCCACAAGCACCACCCCCUCCCUCCUGGCCCUCUGACAGCCACAGCCCUUGGUCUUGGAAUCGAGCCACAACCGUUCGGCAAGAAGCAGCUCGAGUUACCGUUGUUAGGCAGGAUGUGGGGCAAGUGUCAGUGCAACGGGUCGAGCGGUUUUUUUUAGGCGAUAGGGUAGGGAGUCAAGAGUUGGGCCAAGGGAUAGAGGCAGUGAGCACAGAAUCCCUCGAACUCUAUACUGGUCUUUCCGAAGCUGAUGCUUCCCCGCAUCCUGCCGUGGCUGCCCUGCUGGCUCGGUGGCGUCAGCCCUAUCUUGGCUCGGUCUGCUUUGAGAACCGGCCGGAGCUGAAGCUGCCGAGCCUGGGUGAGGCUCGGGAAGCAGGCACGGGAGCUGUGGAUCUGGUGGGGGAAGCAGAGGGGGGGAAGAUGGGAGGUGAAGGUGGAGGGGUGAGAGGUGUGAGGGAGCUUGGGGCGGUUGACGUGGAGGAUGAUGAUUGGGUAGAGGGAGGGGAGGAUGAGGAGGAAGAGGAGGAAGAAGGGGAUGUAGAAAGUAAAGAGGAGGGGGAGGAGGAGGAAGAUGAAGAGGAUGAGGAGGAGGGAGUGGAAUGGGUGAGAGCAAUGGGAGAGGAGGAGGUGGAAGAGGUAGAAGAGGAGAGCGAUGUUGAAAUGCCAGUCAUGGCACUGUGGGAGGCUGACAGCAGUGCACGGGCUGAGAGCAGCGCAACAGGCAGAGGGGCGUCCAGGAGGGGAAGGAGAAAGAAGACUCUUGAGGCGAAUGAGGAAGCGAUUGAAGCCAGUGAGUGGAUGCAGGAGGGCAAGGGUGAGGUGAAUGAGACUGGUGGGUGGAUGGGGGAGGCAGGCCGAGAUGUGGGGGGAGCGGAUGAGAGCGCAGGUAUUGUCAGUGGGGCGAUGGAGACUGGGGGUAGCAGCAGGGCGCGAGGAGCGAGGGGGAGGAGGAAGGCAGCGGAUGUAAGCACUGAAAUGGGGGGUGACUUAGCUGCUGUCGGGGAAAUGGGGGCAAAUCGGUGUACAGAAGCCAGAGUACUAGGCACCGUGGCUGGUGGUGCUGCAGACACGUAUCUGGACUCGCGUGCAGGUGAUGCAGCGGAGCAGGUGGGGUGGCUGGAGACGCCGUUGCUGGGCCUGGCGAAGCGCAGCGGGGGCGUGCUGACUCACGGGCAGGCGAGGAAGCUGCAGGAGGGUGGGCUGUGGACGGUGCGCCACCUGCUGGAGCACUACCCGCACACUUACCUGGACCUGUCGCGGAGCAAGGAGGAUGUGAUAAGAGACAUGCAGGUGGCUGCUGUUGGCGUGGUUGAAAGUGUCAAUGUGUACCGCGGUGCCUCCGUCGCUAUAGCCGACAUCAGGAUCCGCUGCAACCUUCCCAACAAUGCCGAAACUCCAGCCACCACCACACCCACCCGCAGCAGAUUGAGCAGCAGCAGCAGCAGCAGCGGUGGCAGCGGCAGCAGCGGUGGCAGUAAGGGGUUUGUGGUGUCAGCCAAGCAGUUUCGCCCGGGCCAAUGGGGUUCCUAUGCUCUCUCCAAGGCCUUCACAAAGGGUGCUCUCGUCUCCGUCGCUGGUCAGGUGCUCUGUGUGCAACGAGAUGGAGCCUUUGAGCUGGACAAGAACAGCCAGAUAGUGAAGGUGGACGCAGGGCCCGGUGCGGAAGCCAUGUGGGCGAGCGAUGGCGCUGUGCCCGUUUACUCGGCCAAGAAGGAGAUGGAUCCUCUCGCCCUGCGCGCCAUCAUUGAGAGGUUAAUCAAGCACAUCCCUCCAGCGAUGGACUAUCUCCCCCCCUCCCUCCUUUCUCGCUACAACCUCGUCCCUCUCCCUCUCGCCCUCGCCACCAUCCACUGCCCGCCCGACCGCACGCUCCUCCCCGCCGCCCGGCGCCGCCUCGUGUUUGACGAAUUCUUCUUCCUGCAGCUGCGCAUCCUGCUGCUGCGCCGCCGAAUCCAGCUCUGCCACCUGGCAGCCGCAUCCGCCGCCGUAGGAUCCGCUGAGUGGAAUCGGACGGUGCUGAGCGCGGAACACUGGGCUCCCCUCACGCAAGAAAUGCUCGCCUCGCUGCCGUACAGGCUCACAGCUGGGCAGAUGCAGGCUGCCCGGGAGAUAAUUUCUGACAUGAACCGGCCCGUGCCCAUGGCUCGGCUCCUACAGGGCGAUGUGGGGUGUGGCAAGACGGUGGUGGCCCUUUUAGCAUGCAUGGAGGCGGUGGCGCAGGGCUACCAGGUGGCAGUCAUGGCUCCCACGCAGUUCCUCGCCCAGCAGCACUACGCGCGCUUUGAGCAACUACUCGAGGCGCUGCCUCCUGCUCGCCGACCGACUGUUUGUUUGUUGACCGCGACGGUGAAACGGGCCAAGGCCGUGCGGCUGGCCAUCAAGGAGGGUCGAACCUCUAUCGUGAUCGGCACGCACGCGCUCAUCGCCAAGGCCACUUCUUUCCACCGCCUGGGGCUGGCAAUAGUGGACGAGCAGCACCGGUUCGGAGUCAACCAGCGGGCCAGGCUGCAGGAGAAGGCAGGAGGGUUCUGUGGCUCUCCUCAACAGCCAGCAGCAGGAAGAAGGAAGUGCCAGCGACACCGAAUCAGCUGCUGAAUCCGGAAGUGAAUCCUCCUCCU
This is a messenger RNA of Closterium sp. NIES-67, 6283 nucleotides long. The record is from the annotation of a GenBank genome assembly. NCBI's taxonomy places the organism in Eukaryota, Viridiplantae, Streptophyta, Zygnematophyceae, Desmidiales, Closteriaceae.